This is a messenger RNA of Aplysia californica (California sea hare), 675 nucleotides long. Its product is annotated as chitin deacetylase 8. Gene Ontology annotation, biological process: carbohydrate metabolic process. NCBI's taxonomy places the organism in Eukaryota, Metazoa, Mollusca, Gastropoda, Aplysiida, Aplysiidae. The record is from RefSeq and is a predicted model, not a curated record. The coding region runs from base 61 to 555 and encodes 164 amino acids. The transcript is spliced from 4 exons.
AGGUCAUGCAACUAUAACAAGAACGACGUCUUCUCAACAUUCCUCAGGUACGACACUUCCAUGUUCACGGGAUCACAGUGGGAGGGCUCCCACGCCCCCGUCUGGCCCUUCACCCUGGACUACGUACCCAGCGUCGACUACUGCCAGCAUGGACCGUGCCCCAAGAAACAGUACCCAGGCAUGUGGGAGAUCCCGGUCCAACGCUGGUACGGUCUGGACGGACAUUCAUGCGCUAUGCCUGAUGGCUGCAGCGCUACAGGAGACGCCGAGGAGACUCUGGAAUACCUCAAGUCCAACUUCAGACGAUACUACAACUCCAACAGAGCCCCGUUCGGCAUCUUCGUGCACGCCAGAUGGUUCUCCACCGAACACACCCUUGACGGCCUUGACCGUUUCCUUGACUACCUGUUGACCUUGGACGACGUAUACAUCGUGACCCCCAGCCAGGUGGUGGAAUGGAUGAAGAAGCCUACGCCACUCAGUGGAAUCAACGGGUUUGAGCCUUGGAGCUGUCAGGGUGGCGCAAAUGACGUGUGGCUGGAGGCCAAGAAGUAGAGAGAGUUCUUUCCCUUUGUGUUCCAAUCCAAGUCACCGCUGAUUUUAAAUAUUAUCGACUUCAUUUUUGUCAUUUACAAUGCACAGUUCCUUCAGUAAAGCAUGCCCAUCUUCACUUAA